Molecule: messenger RNA, 1776 nt
Organism: Saprolegnia diclina VS20
Lineage: Eukaryota; Oomycota; Saprolegniomycetes; Saprolegniales; Saprolegniaceae
Exons: 2
Coding region: 76-1758 (560 amino acids)
Source: RefSeq, a predicted model, not a curated record
GGUGAUUCGACACACAGAUGGAGCCAUCAGCGCCAAGACAGGGCGUGCGCACAGACCACGAUUCGCCUUUGGACGAUGCAAUUCGACGGGACGCUCGCAGACCGCGUGUCGUUUUUCAGCUCGUCACUUUACCUCGAUGCCUUUAGCCCCGUUCCGACCAACGACCUCGUCGAGCCGCUCGGCAAGCACCUUCGGCGGCUGUGGCCGCUUCUCGCCCAGUACGUUGCCAUUGGCCUUCUUCACGGCGCGAUCGUAUCGCUCGGGUAUCCCUUCUUUGUCGCGUACUUUCGAUUACCAGGCCAGCACCUCCAUGCGAUCGCUGCGCUGCUGACCGCUGCAUGGGCAGGAAAGCCAGUCUUCCAUCUUCUCGCCAUAUACUGUCCCAUUGCCGGCCAGAACCAUAAGCCGUACAUGCUUCUUGGCUGGGUGUGCUGUGCUCUCAGCCUUGGUGCCUUGGCACUGCGCGACCACGGGCAGCCCUUCGACGUCUAUGGGUCGCGCCCGCUUGUGCCGCGACGACACUUUAUGAACCCGGCUGCGAUUGCACGCGGCUCGACGUUGGCAUUACAGCUGCUCAUUCCGAGUCUCGGCGCGGCCAUGGUGCACACCAACGCAGACGCACUCGUCGCUCGAUACAGCGCCACCUGCAACAUCCACCAGCGUCACCUCGACGCCUGCGUCUUUGGCUCACGGGCGCUGGCCAGCGCGACGGCAAGUAUCCUCGUUGGGUGCGGCUUCAACUCGCCGGCGUUUGGAGGCGCCUCGUCGCAGCACGCGCCGAUCGCACUGCUCUUUGGUCUCCUCACAGCGGUGAGCGCCAGUCUUCUCGUGCUCUCGGGGUGCUGCAUUAAUGACGCGGACGCGUCACGACGGUGCCUCAAAUCCGACAUGCGUGGUCUUUUGCGCCUCGUGCGCGCUUCGCCAGUUCGCCACCACAUUGUAGCAAGCGGCGUCCUGCAUUUUUUUGGCGCGACGACAAUGGCGUCGACAGCGGCACCGUACGUGCGGUAUUUCUGGGGCGAGAUCGAAACGCGGAGCUACGUGCUAUGGCACGUUGGCAGCAGCGCUGGCUUUGCACUUGUCGUCGCUGCCACGGCCAUGUACGGCAACGGCUGGAGCUUUCGCCGCACCCUUAUCCUGACGACUCUCGCAUCCACGGGCCUCGAGACGCUCGUGCACGGACUUGCCAUCGCCAACGUCGUGCGCAACGAAACGUUCUUCCUGGCCGUAACUUUUCUCGAGGUCGUGCCCGCCGGCGUCCAAAGUAUGCACCUGGCCAUUCUCGCCUUGGAGUUUACCGAGGCGCUGCGCGAGCGCACCGACGACGAAUCGGCCGUUGCGCUUUUUCGCAGCCUCUUGGCCAUGUCCAACAACGCGGCGAUGCUAUUUGCUGCGGUCGUCGCCAACGUCUACUGCGCACUAUUUCUCGUCACGCCAACACGCAUUGCUGCCGACUCGGACGCGGUGCGAAGCGACGUGGCUGCGACGUACGCCUUCUCCUACCUGAUGAACGUCGUGUCGACACUCGCGGCCGUGUAUUUGCUCCCUGUGCGCGACGAGCAAUGGAGGCUUGCUACCGGCCGUCACCUUUCGCAGACCAGCAAAUGUGUUGCUGGCCUAACCGUCGUCGGGCUUGUCGCCGUCGACAGUCUCGUCAUUUUGCUGCUUACGCUUUGGUACCCGUACACGCACUCAAUCGUCCUCGGUGGGCCGGGCUCCGUCCCGCCAGCGGUUGUCGUAGCUCCAAACCCGUUAUAGAUUGAAGUGUCUUGUCCA